AUGGCGGCUCCCUCUCCCCCGGGGGCUGAUCUCUGUGAACGCGGCCGCGUGUCAAUCACCCGCUCUCGUGUGAUGGCUCUUGCCGAUGACGUGCCAGCCAUAUCCUGGCAUCAUAGCUGUUUGCUCGCCAUCAUGUUGAGCCGUCUGUUCAGCGAGGUGCUGCCCGACGUCCAGAGGCUCACAGCAGGCUGGGUCGACGACAGCGAGGGCGAAGACUCAAAGACCAAGGAGGAAGACCGCGGCCCCUGUCACCUGGGGGAAGACGACGUGGACGACAGCGAGCUACGAGAAGGCAGCAGCAGAGCCGACUCCGAGAUGGCGGGCGACGACGACGACGACGACGACGACGACGCCGAGGAGGAGGAGGAGGAGGAGUGCGGAGACGAGAACUGCGGCGACAAACCCAAAAAGCGCGGGCCGAAGAAGCGCCAAAUGACGCCGGCGCGCCUGGAGCGCUCCAAGGUGCGCCGGCAGAAGGCCAACGCCCGGGAGCGCACCCGCAUGCACGACCUGAACUCCGCGCUGGAUAACCUGCGCAAAGUGGUGCCGUGCUACUCCAAAACCCAAAAACUCUCCAAGAUAGAAACGCUGAGGCUGGCAAAGAAUUACAUCUGGGCCCUCGGAGAGAUUUUACGCAACGGCAAGCGCCCGGACGUCGUGUCCUACGUGCAGACGCUGUGCAAAGGCCUGUCGCAGCCCACCACCAACCUGGUGGCGGGCUGUCUCCAGCUCAACACCCGGAACUUCCUAACAGAACAAUGUACGGACGGAGCCCGCUUUCAUAUGCCCAACUCCCCAUUCUCCGUCCACCCCUACUCCUAUCAGUGUUCCCGCCUUGGCAGCCCUCACUACCAGCCCGGCUCGAGUGCGCUGAAUCUGCGGGGCCACUCUUAUGGCUCCGGUUAUGAGGCUAUGUACCCCGCAGGUGGGACCUCCCCCGACUACAGCAGUCCGGACUACGAGGGCCAGCACAGCCCGCCGGUCUGCCUCAACGGCAGCCUGUCGGGGAGGCAACAGGAGUCGGCGGAGACGGACAGGAACUAUCAUUACUCUAUGCACUACAGCGGACUGACCACGUCCCGGCCCCCGGCGGCGCACGGGCUGCCGUUCGGCCGCAGCGGCGGCGCGCAUUCGGAAAACAUUCCGCCGUUUCAUGACGUGCACUUGCACCACGACCGCGCACCCGCGUACGAGGAUAUCAACGCCUUUUUCCACAACUGA
Lampris incognitus (smalleye Pacific opah) is the source of this 1221-nucleotide messenger RNA. RefSeq names its product neuronal differentiation 2 (gene neurod2). The record is from RefSeq and is a predicted model, not a curated record. NCBI's taxonomy places the organism in Eukaryota, Metazoa, Chordata, Actinopteri, Lampriformes, Lampridae. Gene Ontology annotation, molecular function: protein dimerization activity. Gene Ontology annotation, biological process: nervous system development; regulation of DNA-templated transcription.